UCUCUCUCUACCAAUUGUAAGGAAAUGAGAAAGACGAGUAUUUUAUCUCUCAUCCUUUACACACACAUCUUCAGCACCGAAUACGCAAUUGUGUGUAUAAAUCUUUGGCAGAGAUCAUCGGAUCUCAAUAAUCCAUUCAUGUUCGUCGUCUUCUCUCUAUUCCUCACUCUGUUUCUCUCUCACACACAUACUCACAGCUCUACUUGACUUCUUUAAUAAUACAGAGAAGGAAAAAGAUUAAAGGGCCGAAAGAUUAGCAAUUUGUAGUUCAUAUAAAACUCCGAUUUAGUCGUAUAUUUUUCUUUCUUGGUCCAAACCAAGAAAAUAUCCAAAGCCCAUCAUCUAAUCUAAUCCUCCUUAAAGAGCAGUCUUUUUUAAUUCUUGAUCUUCUUCCCCAUUUUGUAAGGAAAAAUUAUGCGUACAGCUACCAGUCGCUGAAAACACACAUACACAUACGUAUAUAAGCUAUAAAGAUUCAAUUUUGGGCUCCCCUCUUUUAUAGCAUGUAAAUGGGUUCACUUGAAAGCGGGCCGCCACUGAAAAGGGAUAACCGUUUGCCGCUUUAUUCUUCAUCCAUUAGGAACAGUAAUAGUAAGAGCAGUAGGAGCAGAUCAAGAUUUUCCAGAUUUGUGCUUUGCAAGAAGAUUGACUAUCUGCAGCUGAUUUGUGGGGUGGCCGUCUUUUUCUUAUUUGUUUUCCUCUUCCAGAUUUUCUACUUGCCUGGCUCCAUCACGGAGGAUGGAGUUAAAUCUGGUGAAUUCAAAAGAACCCAUGAUUUUUUAUGGAGGGAUGUUGAGGAGAAUCUGACAUUCUUGAAUGAGUUGGAUUUUGGUGAGGAUUUGAAGUUCGAGCCUUUGAAAAUCAUGGAGAAAUUUCGGAAGGGUGUUGAUGUAGCGCGGAAAAGUGUCGGUUCUGAGAAUGUUUUGAGAUUUGGGUACAGAAAACCAAAGCUUGCCCUGGUAUUCUCGGAUCUGUGGAUCGAUCAACAUCAGAUACUAAUGGCGACAGUUGCUAGAGCAUUGCUGGAAAUCGGAUAUGAAAUUGAGGUUAUUUCAUGGGAAAAAGGUCCAGCACAGUCUAUCUGGAGAGAGAUGGGAAUUCCUCUGACUGUCAAUGUGGGUGAUGAGAUCACUAAGUGCAGUGUAGAUUGGCUAAACUAUGAUGGCGUACUUGUGAAUUCUCUUAAUUCUGCAGGUUUCUUGUCUUGUCUCAUGCAGGAACCUUUUAGAAAUGUCCCUCUUGUAUGGACUAUCCACGAACAGUCACUUGCCGCUCGAUUGAGACAAUAUGUUUCGAGUGGUCAAAGUGAGCCGGUCAACAUCUGGAGAAAACUCUUCUCGAGAGCCACUGUUAUUGUCUUCCCAAACUAUAUUCUGCCGAUGACUUAUUCGGCUUGCGAUCCUGGGAACUAUUUUGUCAUCUCUGGCUCUCCAAAAGAAGCUUGGGAAGCUGAUAAGCAAAUGGUUUCAAUGGAAGAUAGUUCAAAUUUGAAAAAAGUGGGGUAUUCACCCGAUGGUUUUGUUAUGGCAAUUGUGGGGAGUCAAAUAUCAUAUAAAGGCAUGUGGCUCGAUCACGCCUUUGUCUUACAGACAUUGCAUCCGCUUCUUACGGACUUUGGCGAAUCGAGUUCUCGUCUUAAAAUCAUUGUGUUGACUGGGGAUUUGACCGGUAAUUACAGCAAAAUCGUGGAGACAAUUUCUCUGAAAUUGGGAUAUCCAAAGGGGACAGUGAAGCAUGUUCCUGCUAAUGAAAAUACUGACACUGUUAUAAGUAAUGCACAUCUCGUGAUAUACGGGUCGUUUCUCGACGAGCAUUCUUUCCCCGACAUUUUGCUGAAAGCCAUGUGCUUGGAGAAACCUAUUGUAGCCCCAGAUCUGCCUGCAAUACGAAAAUAUGUCAGUCACAAAGUGAACGGCUAUAUUUUCCCGAAGGACGACAUGAAUUUUCUCAGUCGGAUCAUAUUUCAAGCCGUCUCAAAUGGAAAACUCUCCCUCUUAUCCACUAAUAUCGCGUCUAUGGGAAAAAGUACAGCUAAAAACUUAAUGGCCUCGGAAAGCGUGGAAGGUUACACGUCCCUACUCGAAAACAUUCUCUCUCUACCCUCAGAGGUUUUUGUCCCCAAAGCUGCCAACAAUAUUCCUGAAAAGCUGAAAGCCGAAUGGCAGUGGCAUCUUUUUGAAGCAAUUGGAGGUAAUCAUUCACUGUACCAAGCCAGGACUGAGUUUUUGGAUAGAGUCGAAAAGCAAUUUAAUGGUAGCAGUGGAAAUAAAGCGGUGGAUUCGGGUGAGAAGUUUUCAUAUGAGAUAUGGGAAGAGCAAAAGUAUAUUGAUACUAUCACUGUGAGAAAGAGGAGAGAGGAUGAAGAGUUGAAGGAUAGAACAGAUCAACCUCGGGGAACUUGGGACGAUGUAUACAGAAAUGCCAGAAGGGCAGAUCGGUCAUUACACGAAAUAGAUGACGAAGAACUCGAAAGGACUGGUCAAUCACUAUGUAUCUAUGAACCUUACUUUGGAGUUGGGACCUGGCCCUUUUUGCACCAUACUUCUCUAUAUAGAGGACUUGGGCUGUCAACGAAAAGUCGAAGGCAAUGGGCUGAUGAUAUUGAUGCUCCUUUAUGUCUCCCGCUUUUGAAUGAUGCUUAUUAUCGAGAUUUAUUGGGAGAAUAUGGAGCAUUUUUCGCGAUUGCUAACCGAGUUGACCGUAUUCACAAGAAUGCUUGGAUAGGAUUUCAAUCUUGGAGAGCUACAGCAGAUAUGAUAAUAUGUUGUCUGACACGAUUAAUUUACCAGAAAUCUUUGUCUAAAAGUGCCCAAAGAUCGUUAUUGGAUGCUAUCGAAGCACAAAGGCAUGGCGACACGUUGUACUUCUGGGCUCGUUUGGACAUGGAUCAAAGAAACCCAUCAAAACAGGAUUUCUGGUCAUUUUGCGAUGCUAUUAAUGCUGGAAAUUGCCAGUUUGUGUUUGCUGAGACUCUAAAGCAAAUGUACGGCAUAAAGCAUAACUUGAGUUCUCUUCCAUCAAUGCCUUCUGAUGGAGGCACUUGGUCCAUUAUGCAUUCGUGGGUUUUACCGACCAAAUCCUUCAUGGAGUUUGUUAUGUUUUCGAGAAUGUUUGUAGAUGCACUCGACACAAAAUUCUAUGACGAACACCAGAAAAAUGGUCGAUGUUAUCUCAGUUUAUCCAAGGACAAGUAUUGUUACUCUCGUUUGCUCGAGCUACUCGUGAAUGUAUGGGCAUAUCAUAGUGCACGAAAGAUGGUGUACAUGGACCCACAGACAGGUGUCAUGCAAGAACAACACGACCUCAAAGGGCGAAAAGGUCAAAUGUGGGUCAAAUGGUUCCAGCUCACCACCCUCAAGACAAUGGACGAGGAUUUAGCCGAGGAGUUUGAUUCCAACCGAACCAAAAAGCGGUGGCUUUGGCCGUUGACUGGCGAGAUAUUCUGGCAAGGGACAUAUGAGAAGGAGAGGAAUAUGAGAAAUAAAGAGAAAGAAAAGAAAAGGCAACAGAGCAAAGAUAAAAUCGAAAGGAUUAGGAAAAGAACUCAUCAGAGGGUCAUUGGCAAGUACGUGAAGCCUUCUCUCUCGACUGAGUCGAAUUCUACGAGUUUGGAGUCCAUUCCUUUGAGGUAGUAAUGAAUCUUGUGCCAUUUUUAUGUCAAUACUAAUCUGCUAAUUCUUUUGAAUCAUUUUUCUCUUUUUUCUUUUUUUUUUUUAAUCUUCUUUUGGAGUUUUACUGGAAUAGGGGUGCGGAUUGUAAGUUUCGUCGCGAGUCGAGUUUGUAUUCAUUUUUUUGCAUCCUUUUUUGGAUUUUCGCGAGGUUCUUUCGAGUAUAUACCAAUUUGUUCCCUCCCUUUUUUAUUCUCCCUUCAUUCUUUUGAUUUGUAUAGAAAUGUAACUAGUGGAUGUUGAACUUUCUUAUGGACUAUGCUACUUGUGACUUGCACAAAUGUGAUACAUUACCUCCUGUAUCAAUUUUAAAUCAUUUAUUUAUAUCAAUA
This is a messenger RNA of Striga asiatica, 4000 nucleotides long. The record is from the annotation of a GenBank genome assembly. NCBI's taxonomy places the organism in Eukaryota, Viridiplantae, Streptophyta, Magnoliopsida, Lamiales, Orobanchaceae.